AGGCACCGGCGGCGCAUCCACACCAGCCUGGCUGCUCCGCGGCGCUGAUUUCAUUCGCUCCUCUCCCACCGGACCGGAGGCUGCCGGUCGCUGCUCGCCGAGGACGGAGGGUCCCAGGCGGAGAGAGAGCAGACAUGUCCCGGCGCAAGCAAGCCCAGCCGCAGCAGCUCCGGGGCGGCCAGGAGGAGCGACGAGGCGGCCUCCUGCUGCUCCUCCGCCGGGAUCAGCACGGCUCGGAACAAGGCGGGGAGCGAGAGGGAUGUACCACCGGGACUGGAAGUCCCCCCCGUGGCGAGGACAUGCACGUUUGUGACAAAUGCUGCGCAGAGUUCUUCACUUGGACCGAACUGCGGGAGCACCAGACGUCCUGCGUCGAGGAUCGCGCCGUUUUGAUUAUACGGGACAGCGAAGGGAUGUACUUUGACGGGGAACCUCUCUCUCCCGUCCCCAGCGUAGUGUCCAGUUACUCGUCUGCGGGGGAUGCGGGCCUAGAGCUGGGAGAGACAGUCGGGACCGAUAAUGACAGUCUGGAUAAUGCAGAGGAAGGGCUGGAUGAAGCCAUGGAGCUUGGACAUGACCCACGGGACAAACACGCAAUCACCUCCAACCCUCCGCGGGCAGAAUCCACCGUACCCACCCUGGUUUCAGCCACUUACAGCAUACCCAGCACCAACGUGACUCUGGAGAUCCUUCAGAGCACCAGGGUGGCCGUCGCCCAGUUCUCCCAGGCGGUCGGCAGUAGCGUCGCUGGAGGGAAGGCCGCUUCAGCUGCCAUCCCCGUCAUUCUGGAGCACCUGCUCGCUUUGCAGCAGCAGCAAGUCCACCAGCUGCAGCUUAUAGAGCAGAUCUGUAGCCAAGUCGCAACUAUGAACAGGCAGCCAAGCCAGGGGGCGUUAAACCCAGUCUCCAGACCCCUGUCCAUCGCAGCUAACCCCUUCCCUUCAUCGAACCCCAUCUUGCCACUGUCGGGAAGUACGCCCUCUAAUGUCAAUGACCAGGCUGCUGUUUUAGUGUCUGAAAAGUCACAAAGUCUCCCCUCAGAAACUAUAUGCAAGCAGUCGGUCUUUAGAGAUGCUGUGUGUUCUUCUGUUUCUUUUGAAAAUUCAACUCCAUCGCGCUCCACUUGCAGCAACAUCUCUGCACUGAUGUCUCCUUACACUGGCUUGCAUGCAAGCAACAUUAGCAGCUCUCAGACCCUGAGCUCCCCUAGUCCUCUCACCCUGGGCCCCCCCACUAGCCUCUCCUUCUUGCCUCAGAGCCCCCCCAGCAGCGUCAUCUUCCCAAAUCCCUUGGCCAGCAUCGCGGCCACGGCCAGUGCGUUUGACCCCCUUGCAGCCCUGAUGAAGCACAGGAAGGGGAAAUCACAGAAUGUGUCUUUGUUCGAAAGCAAGCCCGCCCCAGAGGAGCCUUUUUUCAAGCAUAAAUGUCGUUUUUGUGCCAAAGUGUUUGGCAGCGACAGCGCCCUGCAGAUCCACCUGCGCUCCCACACCGGAGAACGGCCCUUCAAAUGCAACAUCUGCGGCAAUCGCUUCUCCACCAAGGGCAACUUAAAGGUGCACUUCCAGCGGCAUAAAGAGAAGUAUCCUCAAGUUCAGAUGAACCCUUACCCCGUACCAGAGUAUCUGGACAAUGUGCCAACCACCUCUGGGAUUCCCUACGGAAUGUCUGUUCCCGCGGAAAAACCUGUCUCUUCGUGGUUGGAUAGCAAACCUGUCAUUGCAACCCUGCCUGCCUCUAUGGGUCUUCCACUCUCCUCCACAAGAACCAGCAUGGGGGGCUUCAGUGAGCCUUCAAGUGUAGCGCCAUCUGUUCCGUCCCUCUGCCAGCCAGCUUCUGCUGAGUGUGUGUCGCCAUGCUGGAGAGGCUGUGAAGCUCGUUCGUCUCCACUUUUAGAGAAUCGGCUGUCACAACAUGAACUAGAAGGGUGUAAUAUUCUCAAAACAGAGGUGUUGCACCCGCCUCAAAGCUGCCCCCAGAUUCUAAGAGGCACUCCAGCAACCAGCAGCGCGGAACCAUCCAUGGCCUCCACUCCUGAACCUGUAGCAUCAGCGUCCCCUGCCUCCAGCUCCCCCUCGCCCCUACCAGUAAAUCCAAAAGAGGUCUCACUCUCCCCCGGUGACCCUCUGGACUCUAUGCAAACCUCAGAAACCUCAAAGCUCCAGCAGCUUGUGGAGAACAUUGACAAAAAGAUCACAGACCCCAACCAGUGCGGCCUGUGCCACCGUGUUCUCAGUUGCCAGAGCGCUCUGAAAAUGCACUACCGCAUUCACACGGGCGAGAGGCCCUACAAGUGCAAAGUGUGCGGCAGGGCCUUCACCACCAGGGGAAACCUGAAAACCCACGUCGCUGUUCACCGAGAGAACCCGCCCGUCCAGGUGCAGCACUCGUGUCCCAUCUGCCAGAAGAAGUUCACCAACGCCAUAGUCCUCCAGCAGCACAUACGCAUGCACAUGGUCGGGAAGACUCCAGAGUCGGCGCUGCUGGACAGGCUGCAGGAGUUUGACGGAGAUAUGAAUGAGAUGAGCUUUGAUAGUCCGAGCAGUAAUGACCAUGACCUCACUGAUGAUGUUUCCAUGGAGGAUGAUGAUGCAGAGAAAGUAAACGAUGUAGAAAAUGGGGCAGUGUUCAAUUCCCCUAUAUCCUCCCCUCCUGCUGAAAACCAAACAAGGCUGAUUGACUCCACAAUGAACCUCAGCACUUGCUUUGGCCGUAAAUCCUUUACAAACGUCUACAACGACUACGGUCAGCUGCAAAUUAAAUGCUCUGUGACGGAGAAAGAGAUGGAGAACCUGGGCGAACACAGCCCUGCAACUCCGCCUCUAUCGCCAGUACGACUGGCUGAAAACCACGGGGUAGACUCUCAAAAACAUUUUUUUGCCUCUGUAAAGAAAGAACAACUGCAAUCUCCUGCUUCUGUACUCUUGGAAAUAAGAGAGACGCAACCCACCAAAAUGUGCGCAAAAGAAGAGAGGGCUCACUGUGCAUCCAUCCAACCAAGACAAAUAGGGCUGCCCGGCCUGACCGACGCAUCGUCCAGGUCGAUAAAAAUGGAGGUGAACAGUCACACCGAGGGCCAGCACCCAUCAUUUGGUGUGCACAUUUCAACAACCUAUCCGUCGGUCACCAGCCCAGUAAUAUCCUCCCUGCUUGGUCCGGCGCCCCCUCGCCGCACACCCAAGCAGCACAACUGCAACGUGUGCGGGAAGAACUUCUCUUCGGCCAGCGCCCUCCAGAUCCACGAGCGCACGCACACCGGAGAGAAACCAUUUGUCUGCUCUGUCUGCGGCAGAGCCUUUACCACCAAAGGCAAUCUGAAGGUUCAUAUGGGAACGCACAUGUGGAACAACACACCAGCCAGACGGGGCAGGCGGCUAUCCGUGGACAACCCCAUCGCACUCCUGGGCGGUGACGCCGUGAAGUUCGGGGAAAUAUUCCAGAAGGACCUGGCUGCCAGAGCGAUGAACGUAGACACGGGGUUUUGGAGCCGCUACGCCAGCGCCAUAACCAACAGCCUGGCCAUGAAAAACAAUGAGAUCUCGGUGAUUCAGAACCGAGGGAUCUCGCCGCUUCACCCGAUGACCGCAGUCGCGGACAGAAUGAAUGCUGCAGCCACUCCAAGUCUGUCCAAAAACGGCAUGGAACUGGGAAACAGCAGGCAUUUUUCUAUGCUGAUUGACGACAGUAAAGAAAUUGGAAUCAACUGAUGCAAUCUAUUAUGGACAUUAAAAUAUUUGUCAAACAUCUUGUUUCCUCUUAUAUAUAUGUAUUCAUACACACACAGUUUUAUUAAUCGAGAGACACUGGAGUAGGGGAUUCACAUUUUGCUGUCUUACUUUGCGUUGUAUUGAUCCGUUGUGGUAAAGAAGGAGCUGAGCCAGAAGGCAAAUAUCUCAAUUUACCGGUCAAUCUACGUUCCCAUCCUCACCUAUGGUCAUGAGCUUUGGGUUAUGACCGAAAGGACAAGAUCACGGCUACAAGAGAGAAGGCGAGAAGCUCUGUCAUCCGGUAGGAGCUCAAAGUAAAGCCACUGCUCCUCCACAUCGAGAGGAACCAGAAGAGGGGGUUCGGGCAUCUUCUCAGGAUGCCAUCCGGACGCCUGCCAAGGGAGGUGUUUAGGGCACGUAUGACCGGUAGGAGACCAAAGGGAAGACCCAGGACACAUUGGGAAGACUAUGUCUCCCAGCUGGCAUGGGGAAGGCCUCAGGAUCCCCCUGGAGGAGCUGGACUAAGUGGCUGCGGAGAGGGAAGUCUGGGAUUCCCUGCUUAGGCUGCUGCCCCAGAGACCCGACCUCGGAUAAGAAGAAGAAGAUGGAUGGACUUUGCAUUGUUUAGGUUGAACAAUUACCUGAGAAUCCACUCAGCGCUGAGAGCAACGACUGCUCGGAACAAGGGAACAUACUGAUUGUUCGAAUCAAUAAUGCAAAAAGUCAGCGCUCCCUCCUCUGGACAGCUGCCCAUUGCUGCUCGCUGGUUCGAAGCUCAUCAUAUGCUGCUCUGUCUGGAAAACGGUCUUCCUCAACCUACAUUGGGGCAGACAAAACCAGUCAGAAUGCUCAGCGUAGUACCUCUAAGAUCUUUCCGGACCGUGUAUUCAUAAGUUACCUGCAAAUUUGACUGUUGAUGCCAGUUUUAAUGUUUUUUGACAUUAAACGUUCUGCUGCAAUCAGUACUCAA
Messenger RNA from Nerophis ophidion (straightnose pipefish), 4674 nucleotides. RefSeq names its product spalt-like transcription factor 3b (gene sall3b). The transcript is spliced from 4 exons. Gene Ontology annotation, molecular function: RNA polymerase II cis-regulatory region sequence-specific DNA binding; DNA-binding transcription factor activity, RNA polymerase II-specific. The record is from RefSeq and is a predicted model, not a curated record. Gene Ontology annotation, biological process: regulation of transcription by RNA polymerase II. Gene Ontology annotation, cellular component: nucleus. NCBI's taxonomy places the organism in Eukaryota, Metazoa, Chordata, Actinopteri, Syngnathiformes, Syngnathidae. Bases 135 to 3704 code for a protein of 1189 amino acids.